UUGGCGAGUGUCCGUCGAUGCGGCCCAAGCUCCUUGAGCACCCGGCGCCGUCCGAGCACGAACGUCGACUGCGCAAGGCGUACGGCGCACCAACUGCAUUUGCGGCGUUUGUCAAGAAGCCGGUGCGACCGACCUCGGCCAACCCAAUCGCCGCUCGCCUUCGGGUCGAGUGCACACCAACCGUUGCGUGCGAGCGGCCGCCAAGCAACAAUGAGCCAUCCAGUGCGUUGACACUGCCAGCGCCAAGUUGCACUGCAAAGGCUCCAAGCAGCACUCUCAAUGUCACAUCUUCCCCGCCGAACCUCCUGCAGCCGCCGACAUUUUCUGCCAAGAAGCUACCUCCGAAAGCUCCGACCAAACUAGCGAAAUCUGCACCGCCACGACGGCCCAUCGUGCACCAGGCAACAAAGCCACCAGCAACAGCAAAGCCUUCUUCAUCACGCGGUGUUCCAGUACGGCCAAGUGCUCCAAAGCGGCGUCCACGGCCUACAUCUGCCCUGCCCCACCGUCCCUCGGGCGGCGUCAAGGCGGCAUCCCAAACGACAUCCCCGAUUCGAGACGCCCUGUAUCCCAGGGGCGACGUCCAUGACAAGAAACAAUUAGUACCUGAGAGGACAAAGGAGCCCAAAGCCAAAGUUGCGCGCCCAGCAACCGCACCAAGUCGGCGGCCUCGGGUAAUCGAAGCGAAGCGUAUCAAGCCAGACGCAGCAUCCUCGGACGAUUGUUGUCUCGCUUUGUAUGGUGACGGGGCUGUGAGUUGGUCGUUGCCGCCAAUCUCAUCCUCGAUACGGAGCAACAUCUGCAGCGUGAGCAUUUGGCUGCUGCGUGCCGCCGUCCCUGAUACGUUCGUGUCGUCCAAGCGCCACCAGGCCGCGCACCUCAACGACGAUGGUCAUUUCGUCUCAUGGUCGUGUUGUGGCUCGACCAACAAGUCCAUUUACGGCUGUACAGCUACAUCCGCGGCCGCCGGCUCCGAAACUGGCAGCGGUCGUCUAGUUGCCACCCUCUCGAUUGGCAAUCUCGCGAUUCGCAUCGCAGUUGAUGGAGCUACCGUCAAUGGCGAUGAGUGCACGGCGUUUUCGCUUCCAUUCGACCAUUGGUGCCACGUGGUGCUCGUGGUUGAGCCACAAGCGCUCAAUGUGUACACUGACGGCAUUUGCGUCGACACGGUGUAUCGCCGACAUGGUGUACCGGUGGCCGACACGGUUGCUGCGCCCACGCUGUCCAUCGGCAGUGCGAUGCCGUCAACCGAAGGGCUUCAUGGUCUCGUAUCCCAAGUACGCGUCUGGGGUCGCGCGAUGAAUGCCAAUGACGUGGCAGCAUUGCACCAGGCGGACUAUAGCACGGCGUCGCCCCCGGUCGAUCCAACGCGCCUUCUCGAUGUCUCGUUCUCAACACCCGACCAUGUGUACGACACGGCACAGCGCGCGACCCGUCGGUCGCUUCCUUUUACGACGUCCGGCCGUGUUGCUUGGCGCCAGCACGCGCUGCCUCGACCCCUGUCGCCCGCCGUCGUGUAUAUGGCCGACUUCAACUCGACGAGCGGUUGCGACGCAAGUCGACGCGACGGCUUGCCAUUUCCUACGCUCCUCGAGCAAUUCCGGACGCGUGGCAGCGUCUUUGAGCUUGUGCUCGAGUUUGCCGUAAGCGCAGACGACCAUCACCGCGAUAUGCCACGGCGCAUGUCUGGAUCGACCCUCAUGGAUCGCAUCCGUGACAUUCAAAACCUCUGGGCAACGUUUGCGCCGACAUCGGUGCUCUGCAACCCCGAGAGUUGGCGACCGUACCCGCGCCCCAACAGCUUUGAGGUUCUCUGUCAUAUCGGCCGGUCGGGGCCGCCACAGUACAUAUGUUUACAUUCGCAGCUCGAGUCGCAGUCAAUGCCAGAGAUCGCAAUCCUGCAGCGGAAGCUCCAACAGCUUCUCCACACCGAAAGCCUCCGAGCACCGUACGAGACCGUCGUGCAGCAAACGCUUCGUCGCAUGGUGACACUCGCGUCGUCGCAGCACGCCGAGACGCUCGUAGCGCUUCAACCACCAUGCUCCAUCAAACGACUGCUCAAGUAUCUUGACGGCGUCGGGUGCUUCUUGGACGAGGCGGAUGUGCUAACUCUGGUCGAUGCACUGCAACACUUUCAGACGCUACCACGCGCGUACCGAGCCCACCCGCCAAACUUGUACCGGGCCAACCAGCACGUGCCGUCGCGCGCCGGGGUCUACGCAUUUCCGCCAUCCCAGCAACUCCAGUUGCAAGUGUCGGGUCUCCCCGGCUUUCACGUCGCUUGUUACUCGUUUGAUGUUUGCUGGCAGCUGCGCGAAACACUGCACUCGUCAAUUCAACGCUCAGACGACCACGCGCUGCAGCUCUCGUCGACGACGACAAUUGCGUCGACCGUCGAGACGAUCGAUCUCAAGAUGGUCUCGUUGCACCCACACGUCCAUGCGAUGCUAUUCCUAGUCCAAACGACGGCAACGACGGGACACAAACCGCUUGUUGUCAAAUGGGUCUCGGUCGACGGCGCCCACGGUCCUUGUAGCAACCUCUGUGCGCACUUUUGCGUCACAGCGCCGCCGAUAGCUAGCGCGUUGGCACUCUGUGCACUGCGCCGGUGCAAAACGACGUUCGAGUGGCAGCUCGUGGCACUUGGUGACGCGCUCUCGCCGUCGCUGACGCUGCUCCAGUCGAUGCGGGCGCUCAUUCAAGCAAAGUUGGCGCUGACAUACACGCUGCGCAUCCAGCACGCGACAGCCGAGCACAAGUACGUCGAGUACGCGAGGCGACUGGAAAAGCAUUUGCAAGCGCAAUACGAGACGCUCACCAUCGCGCGGGUGCCAGCAUUGCCCAUCUCUGCGACGCAGCCCGGUGUGCGAAUUCUUCUCGAGAGCUCGAGCGACCCCGCGAUUCUUCUGUUUCAGCAGUCGCUGCAAGACCAAACGCCUCUGCCGGCGCUGCGCCAGAUCCAAGAAAAGCUCCGAGACACCAUUGAAUCCCAUGGAUGGUACAUGCCACUCCGAAGCAGUCCGAUCAAGCAGAAAGCCUCGCCACUGCCAUCGAAAACCGCCGUCUCGACGAGUCUCUUGUUUCUCGACGCAGAGACCUCGCACCCGAUUUCAAAUGUCCAAAUCUCGUACGAAGCACUUGUCGGCAGCGUGCUGCAGUACAAACCACCUAUCGCCACCCAGCUACCAGUCUCGAUUGUCGUGCGCCUUCAGCAAAAAGCCCAUUUCGUCCAGGAGCGCCGGCGAGAGCAAGCCCAGCACGCGCUUGCAGCGGCACUUGUGGAGCGCGUUAUUCAAGUAGCGAUGGCACGGGCUGUGCAGCACCACGUACGAAUCCUUCGGAAAGAUCAGCAGUUGGUGGCCGCUAUCAUGCUCUUGCGUCGCGCCAUGCGGCGUCGAUUUUGGACGAUUCAGCAAGCCAUUUUGGUCAAAGUCCAGCAGUGGAAGCGAGAAGCGGUGCAGUUGCCGACGCAUCGCAUCGUGCGGCAGUACAAUAUCACGUCACCUCGCCUCGAGCUCUCGUCGAGUGAAAAGGACGUGCUCUUGCAAGGGCUUGCAAUCCCAAGUUUCACGCAAAAUACGCUGGCCACGCCGACGAGGCCGCAUGUGAAUGAAGAUUGGGUCGACGACUGGCGUGUAAUUGCCGAGCAACUCCAGCUAAAAGAGCGAGCCAAUCACAGCAGCAGUCAAGGUCUCUGGCCACUGCCGCCAGUGCGAUUGCAACCCGAGACCAUGUACACCUUUCGGGCGACGCAUCCCGCGUACGAAGCGUUGACCGUGCAGUGCACGCUCUACCCGUUCCGCACACCUCGCCCACUCCCAGUUCGUUUGGUACCCAAGCGACACCCCGUACGGUUCCAGCUGCAGACGGUCGAGGCAUCCCAUCUUUGUCUUCGGGAUGUCCCCAUUGAGAUCAUUGCCAGUGCGUCCUGCGGCGCGCGUCGUCACGUCGUAAAUACGGACGGCCGUGGGCAAGCGUCCAUAGCGCUGCUCCGAGGCGCAUACUCGGUGCACGUCCUCUCCAAGUUGCCGACACGAGGUAUCACGUCCAAGUACGUGCCUCUGCAGAUCGAGACCGACGGAAAGGAGACGCGUCUCGUGCUGCUCCCUAUCGAGCGACACCCGAUGCCAGUGCGGUGCCACGCCGUCUGCAUCGACACGGGCCAUCUUGUCGAGCACGUUUGUGUGGAUAUCUCCGAUGCGUCGGGGCCAGUAGCUCAGUUAGCGCCCAGCGGACGGCUGCCACUCGGUCCGUACAUGGCACGAGCGAACGUCCCGGGCUACUUCGAGGAUGCUCACCCCGUGUACAUUCCGCUCGCUGCGUCGCCAGGAACGAUGACAAUUCUUCCACUGUUCUUGUGCCCCCAUGUUCGGUUUCCCGACGAGCUCUGGAUCGUUCUACAAGCUUCCACAUCAAAUGCCCUCGUGCUGCAUGCUGACGCCACCGACGGCUAUGGCGUCGUGCAAACGGCCUCGUAUCUUCGCGAGGCAACGCAGUGGUGCGAGUGCAAGCUGCUACAGCACGCACCCGACGAAGCCCAAGUGAUGCGCAUUACGACGACACCGAAGAUGCAACUGGACGUGCACGUGCGCUGGACGCAGCGUACCUAUGUCGAUAGUGAUGUACAUGCGUCCGUGCGCGUGUACGGAAUCCAUGGGCUUGUGCAGCACCACACGAAGGUCGUCGACAGUUUCCAUGCGUUGGCACCGACGGGCUGGCACGCGUGCACACUGGCGUCGCCGAAUUGA
This is a messenger RNA of Saprolegnia diclina VS20, 4748 nucleotides long. RefSeq lists its product as hypothetical. NCBI's taxonomy places the organism in Eukaryota, Oomycota, Saprolegniomycetes, Saprolegniales, Saprolegniaceae. Bases 18 to 4748 code for a protein of 1576 amino acids. The transcript is spliced from 17 exons. The record is from RefSeq and is a predicted model, not a curated record.